UACGACGAUUUUUUACACUUUUCCUUGUCAUCUUGUAAAUGAUUACAUAAUAAAUGAUACUAGAUGUCUAACUUAUUACAUAAAGUAAUGCAAAUGUAUACAUUUAAUAGUCACUAUGUUUGUACGCUAGCAAAUUAUGAGGUAACUUUUGUAUGUAUAACAUUUACUUUAGUUAUCUAAAAUUAUUGGAAAGUUAGCUUUGUAAGUAGCAUAUAUACAUACAUAUAAUCAUGGAACACAAAUUCAAUAAUAUCCUUCAUGAUGAUAAUUCAUACAAGGUAUAUUAUUCUCACUUAUUUUGUUUUAAUCAAGAAACAAUAUGUAAGAAGUUGUUAUCAUUCAUGUACCGAUUAUUGUAAGAAGUUGUUAUCAUUCAUGUACCGAUUAUAUUUGCAGGCUGCUUUGAAAGCAUUAUGUAAUUUACAAAGCAAUGCUCAUUAUUUAAAAUCAGCAGUAAAAAACAAUCCGAAUGAUUUUAAUAAAUUAUCUGAAAUAAAAAAAUAUUUACUCCGAUGCGAUAUUACAUCUGAAAAGUUGGAUACUUUAUCUGUUAUACACGUAACAGGUACAAAAGGAAAGGGUUCCACUUGUGCAUAUACCGAAGCUAUCUUGCGCGAACAAGGCUUUAGCACAGGAUUCUUCAGUUCUCCACAUUUGAUUACCGUGAGAGAACGUAUAAGAAUAAAUGGACAACCAAUAAGUCAAACGCAUUUCAGCCAACAAUUUUGGAAAGUUUAUAAGAAACUAGAAGAUAUGAAAGAACAUGAAUUUGAUAUGCCUAUGUAUUUUAAAUUUUUAACAGUUUUAAUGUUUAACAUAUUUUUAGAUGCUAACGUGGAUGUUGCUAUAAUUGAAGUUGGAAUUGGGGGGGAACAGGAUUGUACAAAUAUUGUAAGAAAUCCUGUCUGUGUGGGUAUAACUAGUUUAGGAUUAGAGCAUACAUCUUUGUUAGGUAAUACUAUCGAGGAGAUAGCUUAUCAAAAGUCCGGAAUUUUUAAGCCAAAAACCUCUGCUUUCACCGUUCCACAGCUACCUCGAGCAAUGCGCGUAUUAGAAAAGAGAGCUGUAGAAAAGAAUUGUACGUUACAUCUUGUUCCUCCCUUUGAAGAAUAUAGAUGGGAAAAUCUUUCACCUAUUCUGAAGAUAACAAGUAAUAUACAACAACAGAAUGCAUCCUUGGCUAUUCAAAUGGCUACUACAUGGAUGACUAAAACAGAUAAAUAUUCAGAUAUUCUGUAUAAUGCUGAAAAUGGUAAUAAAUUUUACAACAAGUAUAAAGAAAAUACUCAGCUAAGUACAGUGAUAAAGCCAAACAUAACAUUCAUGGAUAAAAUUGCAGUAGGUAUAUCUUCUUGUAAAUGGCCAGGUAGAAUGCAAAUUUUAGAAAGUAGUAUUGCUAAUUUUUUCUUAGAUGGUGCACACACGAUUGAAAGUAUCGAAUGUUGUAUUUCUUGGUUUAACGAUAUAACUAGUAAAAGUAGGGGGAAAAGGUUUCUAAUUUUUAAUACAUCCGGGACUCGGGAUUCGGAAAAAUUAUUAACACCGUUAAAAUCUUUACGUUUUUCCAAAGCAUAUUUUGUACCAAAUUUUGCGGGGAUUCAAAGUAUAGACGAUGAAACGAACUGUUCGUCGAUGGAUGAACAAAGACAUAAGUGUGAAAUUAAUGCCAAUAUAUGGGGAACGGAUUCACUAGUUAAAAACAGCGUUAAAGAAGUUUUGCAGGAUAUAAAAAAGAACUUUGAAAAAGAAGUUAAUCGCGAUAACGACGAAAAAUAUCAAAUACUUAUUACGGGAUCGUUACAUUUAGUAGGUGCAGCUCUUACUAUUUUAGAUCGAAAUUUAACGAUGAGUUCGCAGUUUUAACGGAAUGUACAUAAUAGUAAUAUUUUUCUUCUUUCUUUCUUUCUUUCUUUCUUUUUUUUUACAAACAGUAGAAUUAUAUAUUAAAUAACUAUAAUAACAGUUGUAUGAAUUCAUGAUUUAGUAAUGAAAUAUUGUAUCAUUACUUCGAUGACAAUCAUUAAGUACUCGUUGAUAUUUUUUCUUAACAAUUUUUAUCUCUUUUUUUUUUUUUCUUUUUUUUUUGUACUUUCGUAUAAAUAUGUUUUUCAUAAAACUACGUAAACGUAAUGUUAUAAUAAUUUGUACAUGUGACAAGCAAGUGUUAUAUACGUUCACGUAUGACAUACAAAAUACGUGAUGUUAAAAUAAGAAUUGAGAAAGUGUUUAAAACAUUUUUGUAUGGUAAUCUAAUUCGGAUUCUGCUUCUGUGUCAGAUAAACUUAAAGAAACACCAGCUCUUCCUCGCAUACGGCUGUCGUCAGGACUCUGUAAUAUGUAUAUAAAAUAUUAUACAAUGUUUCAAAAGCAUACAAAGAUAUUUUUUAUACUGCGUGUUGCGUGUAAUCAGUUUUUAGUUGAAUAUUAAACAUUAUUUGAAAAA
Molecule: messenger RNA, 2443 nt
Organism: Osmia lignaria (orchard mason bee)
Lineage: Eukaryota; Metazoa; Arthropoda; Insecta; Hymenoptera; Megachilidae
Gene: Fpgs1
Product: Folylpolyglutamate synthase 1
Biological process (GO): tetrahydrofolylpolyglutamate biosynthetic process
Cellular component (GO): cytoplasm; cytosol; mitochondrion
Molecular function (GO): ATP binding; tetrahydrofolylpolyglutamate synthase activity
Source: RefSeq, a predicted model, not a curated record